Molecule: messenger RNA, 1656 nt
Organism: Cucumis melo (muskmelon)
Lineage: Eukaryota; Viridiplantae; Streptophyta; Magnoliopsida; Cucurbitales; Cucurbitaceae
Product: transcription factor bHLH110
Exons: 11
Coding region: 445-1473 (342 amino acids)
Biological process (GO): regulation of transcription by RNA polymerase II
Cellular component (GO): nucleus
Molecular function (GO): DNA-binding transcription factor activity, RNA polymerase II-specific; RNA polymerase II cis-regulatory region sequence-specific DNA binding; protein dimerization activity
Source: RefSeq, a predicted model, not a curated record
UUUUGAUUAAUUCCAGAAAUUCUUCAAACUUAGGUAUGAGCAUUGUGAAAGCGAAAAUUACAUUGAAGAACCCUAGGGAAAAGGAAAAGCCAGGCUUGUUGAUAGUGAAGGAUUACUAGCACAUUCAACUUUAGAGCAAACCAAAGAUAAAGUAUCGGCACAAGAAAAGCUGAAUUUUCAAUCUUGAUUGAUGUGGAAAAUGUGGAUUACACUAUGAAAUCACUUCAUUCAUAGAACAGAAAAAGGAAUGAGGCCCCUACUAAUUUUUUCUCAGGAAACUCAAACCUUUUCACAAAGAACAAAAAUUGAGGAACCAUGGAAUUGCUUCAAACUUAUUUUCGAUAAUGGAGAGAUCCUAAAGGAAAGGCAUUAUAUUAUAAAAGGAGGUUCCCCUCAAGAGAGGAAAUUGUAAGUAUUAAGUAAACUUGGUUCGUCUUUUCACCAAUGGAUUUCUCUACAAAUCUCCAUCAACAACUUCUUCAACUCGAAAAUCAAUUGCUUGUUGGCUCUGGAAGCGGCCAUGCUUGGACUCCCGACCUCUCCUUGUCACCAAACUGUGAGUUUGAACCAAUUUUUCAUUUCCAAGAUUUGAAUCCAGCCAUUGAUGCACAAAGCUUUACGAGUUUGCAGCAUUAUAAUUCCCAUGGAAUUAGCAAAGAGAAAAGGUAUGAAGAUAAAGAAGGGAAAAAGGACUCAAGUUCUAAUAAUUCUCCAAAGAAAACCAAUAAUGAUGAAAGUUUGAAAAGCCAUGAUUACUAUUAUUAUCAUUCUUCUUCAAAAUUUGAAGAAGAUGAUCAAAUGAAGAAGAUUGGACAAAGUUGUUGUUGCAGCAAAAUUCAUCCAACUGUUAAUGUUUCAUCGAGAAAUAAUUAUAAGCCAUUGACGAUGACGACAGAGUUUUCAAGCUCUUUAGGAUUAUUUGAUCAUUCUUUUUCAUUUGCUUCUUCACCUCAUCUCUUGGACCAAUCAACAACUUCAUCCUCUCUUCUUACUAAAAUUGGAAACCAUGAAGUUACAAAUGCAAAGAGAGUUUAUAGUUUGAAGCAGCAAAAACCAAAUUCCAACAAGAAGACGCGAGUCGAGCCACGAGCCUCUUGCCCUCCUUUAAAGAUUAGAAAAGAAAAACUAGGAGACAGAAUAGCAGCACUUCAGCAAUUAGUGGCACCAUUUGGUAAGACUGAUACAGCAUCAGUUCUAAUGGAGGCCAUUAGUUAUAUUAAUUUCCUUCAAAAUCAGGUUGAGAUGCUAAGCCACUCUUACAUGAAAUCAUGUCGCAGCAAAAACUACAAAACGACAUGUCGGGAUGAAUUAAAUGAUGACAAGAAACAAGAAAGUGAUUUGAAAGCCAAAGGAUUAUGCUUAGUACCAUUGGCUUGCAUUUCUUACUUACCGGAGGAUUCAAGCAACGGAGGCAGAAUCGGCAGCCUUUGGCCCCCGUUGGCCGCCGCAAAUUUCAAUAGAAGGUUGUUUUGAUGUACUUGGUUACCACCAAGUUCAAAUUACAUUUUUAUACAUAUGGCCUAAUCCUGGUCAAGUCAAUGUCAAAUGGCAGAUAACCUAGUCCUAGUCUAUUUAAUCCUCGUAAAAACUAACAUUCUGUUUAUAUUAUACAGCACCCUUAGCAUUCCCUUUGAUGCUUUAUUGAUUUUAACAAUA